Messenger RNA from Aquila chrysaetos chrysaetos, 2920 nucleotides. RefSeq names its product endomucin (gene EMCN). The transcript is spliced from 11 exons. NCBI's taxonomy places the organism in Eukaryota, Metazoa, Chordata, Aves, Accipitriformes, Accipitridae. The coding region runs from base 218 to 1120 and encodes 300 amino acids. The record is from RefSeq and is a predicted model, not a curated record.
UCCGUACUGAACUCCCAGAGGGAGUAUGUUGUGUUUCCUCCUGUUCUUUAUCAAAGUCCCCAAAAUAAGCAGGAAUGGGCAGUGACUAGGCACAGUCUCUACACACCUUUUUCCAUGGAGUAAUUAAGGCCUGCCUCAGAGUGAGAGAGCACUCCCUGCCCAGCUGUGUAGGGGAGAGCUGACAACACCACCACCACCACCACCACCACCACCAAGCAUGAAGCUCCUGGGGAUUGCUGCCUUUUUCCUAGCUGUACUCUGUGUUUGCACUGUAGGAGAUGGUGCUCUAAUCAGUCACAUCAAUGCAACCACAUCUACACCAACAACAAAACCUGUAAUGGAAGCUGUGAGCACAUCAGCUUUACAAUCAACAUCAUUGCAAAUGUCAGUGCUGACAACAACUGAAAACAGAACUACAAAUGAAUCCAUCACAAGUGACUCCAUAUCUUCUUCACCUAAUGCUACACAACAAAUAACACAAGAUACAACAACACAACUACCAGUAAAAGCGACGACUACAACAGCAGAAAAAAGUGACAGCACAACAAACACUACACAAGCAAGUGUAACACAAUUGACACACAACGAGAGUUUGGAUGCUUCAUCUACUAAGAGACAGUCUUUUUCAUCUACAAUCUCUCUACAAAAAACCACUUCUGCUCCUGGAACCUCAGGCCUUCAUGUGAGCUCCCCCACAGAAUCGACAACUGUUGGCAGUACUGGAAGCAGUUCUGGAAACAAGAAUGCGGCAGGGAGUGAUAUCCACUAUUCUAGUGUUAUCUUGCCAAUUGUCAUUACCUUGAUAGUCAUUACCCUCUCUGUCUUCUCGCUGGUGGCUUUGUACAGAAUGUGCCAGAAGAAAACUCCAGAGAGACAAGAGAACGGCACUGAACAGGCCCAGUCAGAUAAAGAAGGAGUCAAACUUCUUUCUGUGAAGACAACUUCUCCUGAGACUGUUUUUGUAGAAGUGCGUGAUAUAUAUGAGGUUGGCUUCUCACUGCCCUCUGCCAAUCUAUCUGAGCCCACAACUCCUCCUCCAUCAGGAGAGGUGUCACAAGGCAGGACCACAGGUAAAGGGGGUCACGUUGCACUUGCAACUCUGCAGUUGACAGCGCUUUAACUGCACCAAAUACUUUCUUCCAGUUCCCUUCGUCUCCCUCUUUCUGCAGUUCACUUAUUUACUUAUCAAAGUAGACAAAUGUGCACUGAAUUUUCAACCCGUUAUCAGAAAAUUAUUGCCAUAGUACCUAUCAGAUUGGAUCGACCAAUACCUUUAUGCAAGAUGCUGUAUAACUAUAUUGUGAGAAGCUGAUGGCUCAAGUCUUUCCUGAUACUUUCCAACUCCAAGUGUACAACACUAGAGUUUGUGUGUCAUCCUCCCCUAAAUGCAUAAUCCAGAAUCCACAAAAGCCCAUUUUUCUCUGAUGAUGUUGUCCAGCAGUUUUGCUCUUUUUGGUAUAUUUUGCAUAACUAUACCCUUUCUCUCUUGAGGACAGCCUUCAAAGCAUGCAGGUAAUCUAUCUAGACAGGUUGAGCACUGCCACUGCUCUGCGUAUUUUUUCCAUCUGCAAACACAGUUCAGUGUGAAAUAAUUUCUUCAGUAGAUUAAAAUGUCAUCUGUUCUAAUGAAAUACUAAACACAAGUAUUUGUUUUUCAUUUCCUUUAUGGGAAGCAAGGUCUAAUCCAUUGUUUUUAGUGGGUGAUGGUUUGGGGGCAAGUUUGUUUUUUUUGCAGUCUUGGAAUUUGUUUCUGUCAGUUAAGGCUAUUUUGAGAUCAAUAAAAAUGUCUUCCCACUUGCAACUAACCUGAAUGUUCUUCCUAAUUUGCUCUUUGUGUUGCAGCUGGAUAUUUAGCACAACAUCAAACUGCUAAGCCAUUACACUCCAAAAUUGUUCUAGACACCUCUCUGUGCAGUCUCAAGGCGCACUGUAGCCCUGUAUCUAAACCCAUGUGUUACCCUUAUUACUCUUGAACAGAGAGCAUCUGUGUGACCAUUUCUUCUCCAUUGUAUCAUCAUUCUCUCUUCAUCACUGAAUUGUUAGUUGCCACUAACGAUUGCAGACCCUAUAAUGCAAAUAUCUUCAGACAUAUAUGCAACCAUGGAGUAGAGAGAACUUGGUUUUCUUUCAGAAUUCUUGCAGGCUCCUGCUUUCUCGGGAGCCCAGUGGCAAAGCAACGCAGAGCAUCCCUGCCUGCGUUGAGCCUCAUCGGGCAAUCGCUGAUAUUAGAGCGGGAUGUUGACCCCAGCAAUAGUUUGUGGCAGUUCACUCUUUCAAGGGAUUAUGCGUAUAGCACCAGGAAAUCUAGAUAGGGCAUGUGAGUGUCUAUCAGUCAGUGCUGCAGAGUCAGGGUCUGCAGUAAGGCAAAUUCACCUCUCCUGUCCCGACUGCUGCUGUCGACAGGUACCACUCAACCAGUCUGCCUCCUGCAGCCAGCACUGCCUCACCCAUUUCAUACUCUGAUCCAAAGCCGAUUGACAUCAAUGGGAAGUUAUCCAGGGAGCUAUGCUGGCUCUGGAGCCUCUCCUUAGACAUGUUAUUUUCCUGUGGUGCAAAGUAUCAGUCUUCCAUGUAGGUCUGCCUAAUUUCUAGCGUAGGCAGAGCAACCAGCUGAGAGUGGAACUGAUAACAAAGUAUUGAUAUUUAUUACAACUAUUGAAUAUUAUCUUCUCCAUGGUAAUAUAUUUCUCAAUGAAUUUCUCCUACACCUUUUUUAAACAAUCGUGCCAAUUUCUCCCUUUUGUGCCUUAUUAAAUCUUCUAUUUCUGUAUAUUGAACAAGGAAGGUAAAGACAUGCAGAAGGAAGAAAUAAUAAAGGAAGAAAGAAAUAAAAAUAAAUUUAAAAAGAAAUGAGAGUUCUUGAAAAUCUCAUUCCUUUGUUAGUACAAAACUAUACAAUAUUUGCACUGGUUCACUUUAU